UAUAGACUCAACGAGUUGCUUCCCAUGGUUUGUAAAUUGUCAUUGGAACUCAUAAGAAGAUUGUUAAUAGGCUAAACUCGGCAUAAAAUGAACACAGACUCGCCACCUCUCCAUGACAUGGUCAAGGGCGUCUCCUGGCUGCUGGGAAAGUGGCGCUCAGAGGAGGGAAAGGGUUACUAUCCGACCAUUCAGAGUUUCACGUAUGGCGAGGAGGUCGAAUUUACGCAUGUGGGCCAGCCGAACCUCCAGUUUAGCUUCUAUUCCUGGCGCGCAGCAGAUAAGAAUCCACUGCACAGAGAGUUGGGCUUUGUACGGGUGAAACCUAACUCCAACCAGGUGGCGCUUAUUAUUGCAGCAAACAUUGGAGUGUGUGAGGUGGAGGAAGGCACGUACACGGACAACCACAUGCAACUCGAGUCUCACACUGUGGGUGGGCUGACGUUUAGAAAGCCUCCUGCUGUAAAAAAGGUGCGGCGAACAUUCACGCGUAAUGGCGACAAACUGGUGCAGGUUCUCGACAUGGAGACAGAGAACACGCCUAUGACAGAACACCUACGAAUCACAUACACAAAGAUAUGAGCAACAUUGUGGAAACUGGGCUUAAUGCAUGUGACUGAAGUGUCGUCUUAGAUUAACCUUCGCAGUCUGCUUCGUUUAAUUGAGUCUUUUCUAAAUGAAAAUCCAGUCCUAACUGGACUAAUUGCACAGACUUAUCUAGACGAUUCUGUACGCACAUGCAUUAAUUUUUGUAUUCGAACGGUAUACAUUGAUAGUGCACACAUGGUACAGAGGUAGUGUACUUACUCCAUUUACAUUAGUGUGUGUAUAAAAACUGUACAAUCAAUACUAACCAAAUCUGUAUUAUUCAACUGAUUUCAAUGUAUUUCUCUGGUACUUGACGUUGGUAAUAUGCUAAUUUAAACGUCCCAGUAGAGACUCUAAACAUUUAUUGUAUGUAAAACACUUAAUUGCUGUAUAUAAUGUUAUACAAUGAAGUUAUUUUAUAUUA
Dreissena polymorpha is the source of this 1009-nucleotide messenger RNA. RefSeq names its product peroxynitrite isomerase THAP4-like. The record is from RefSeq and is a predicted model, not a curated record. NCBI's taxonomy places the organism in Eukaryota, Metazoa, Mollusca, Bivalvia, Myida, Dreissenidae. The transcript is spliced from 6 exons. The coding region runs from base 88 to 579 and encodes 163 amino acids.